AUGUUGCAGCACUACUCGGGGUGGCAGGGUGGGGUACCUGGCGUGCACGGACUGCCUGUGACUCCCCUCUUCGAGCCCCCUCUGUGUCUCUGCCCCGUCUUCCCCCCCCUCCCCCUCCAACCCACGGUGAGAAAGCUGGAGUACCUGGGGCGAAUUCUGAGGCGCCUAAAAAAUCUGCCCCGUCUUCUCCCCACUUCCCCCCCAGCUCGCGCUGGGGAGAUAUCUUACACGGCCUGGCAGGACAAGAGGGAGAUGGAGAAGCUGGCAGCAGCGGAGCCGGUGGGGUACCUGGCGUACAUGGACUGGCAGGACAAGAGAGGGAUGGAGAAGCUGGCAGCAGCAGAGCCGGGAAAUUCCCCUUUCACCCAUUCCUGCUCCCACUUCCUUUCCUUCCCCCCACUCCAGGUGGCGUACCUGGCAUACACGGACUGGCAGGACAAGAGGGAGAUGGAGAAGCUGGCAGCAGCGGAGCCGGUGAAUUUCCUUCUCAUCCAUCCCUGCUCUCCACUUUCCUGCUGCUAUCCCCUCUCCUUUCUACCUCUUCCCCAGGUGGCGUACCUGGCGUACACGGACUGGCAGGACAAGAGGGAGAUGGAGAAGCUGGCAGCAGCAGAGCCGGUGAAGCGGCCGACAGCCACAUCGGAGAUCCGCGCCGCCAUGAAGUCGCCGCCCCGCGCCACGCCCAAGGGGUUUGGGAAGAAGUCAGAGAAGGAGAUUGCGGAGGAGAGCGAUGUUUGA
Molecule: messenger RNA, 738 nt
Organism: Closterium sp. NIES-65
Lineage: Eukaryota; Viridiplantae; Streptophyta; Zygnematophyceae; Desmidiales; Closteriaceae
Source: the annotation of a GenBank genome assembly